UACGUCACCGCCAUCAGGCUUUUUUCACACGCAUGCUCGCUUUGACCUGAAAAAGCGGUAAAGGAGAGAUGCUUGAGGCGCGCCAGUCAGCACCACGAACCGCGGAUAGCGUGCGCGGCUGCAUCAAUGUGAACGUUGUUUUGAUAAACGUUACUUUAUUUCAGUUUGUAGUCAACAUUACUUAUUUUUUUAAGAGAGUUUGUGGUUUGCAGUGCACAUUUUCAACAAAUACUCUUAUUUAGCCUAUGCUUUAAUAGUUUUGUGACUUUGGAGCACCUGCGCCUUUUUCUUUGGACAUUUGAGACCUGCAGCUAUGAGACGUGGAUUAUUGAAGAUGCUUGACUCCAGUCGAUGAAACGAUGUGAUUUUCUUUACGCUAAUUCAUUGCGGAACUUGGGGCAUGAGGGUCCUGUGGCUAGACGCGAUUCUGUGACUCAGGUGUGAAAAAGCUUAGAAAAAAAUUAUUUAUCUCAUGCAUUACUCACGCAGACUAACAUGUUAUUACUAAUGCUAAGCAAAGAUGUUUUCUAAAGAGGCUAAUUUAAGUUAUAACGGGACCGAUGAGGAUCAAGAGUGGAGCGACACACCAGCUGAGCGUUUGUCACGGACGGGGCACAAUGUGGUCGCCGUCUUUUUGGGAUCUAUAAUGGUUUUCGGUAUCCUGAACAACUUUAUCGUUCUCGUUCUCUUUUGUAAAUUCAAAACUCUGCGAACUCCCGUGAACAUGCUUCUGCUCAACAUCAGUGUGAGUGACAUGCUCGUGUGUCUGUUCGGCACGACGCUGAGCUUCGCGGCCAGUGUCCGCGGCCGGUGGCUGGUGGGGAGACACGGGUGCAUGUGGUACGGCUUCGUCAACUCCUGCUUCGGUAUUGUAUCGUUGAUCUCUCUGGCGAUCCUUUCGUACGAUCGCUACAGUACUUUAACGGUUUACAACAAGGCGGCUCCAGAUUACAGUAAACCAUUGUUGGCUGUUGGAGGCUCCUGGCUCUACUCUCUAUUUUGGACAGUUCCUCCCCUGUUGGGAUGGAGUAGCUAUGGACUCGAAGGUGCAGGCACCAGCUGUUCGGUCACAUGGACAGCUAACACACCACAAUCGCGUUCCUAUAUCAUCUGUCUCUUCAUUUUCUGUUUGGGAAUCCCUGUGCUGGUCAUGGUGUACUGUUACAGUCGGCUCAUGUGUGCUGUCAAACAGGUUGGGCGCAUCAGGAAGACGGCAGCACGGCGGAGGGAGUACCACAUUUUAUUUAUGGUCAUCACCACAGUUGUGUGCUACCUCUUCUGUUGGAUGCCUUAUGGGGUAGUUGCUAUGAUGGCUACGUUUGGACGUCCUGGUAUCAUCACACCCAUCGCCAGCGUGGUGCCUUCUCUUCUUGCAAAAAGCAGCACAGUCAUCAACCCUCUCAUUUACAUUCUUAUGAACAAACAGUUUUACAAGUGUUUCCUCAUCCUGUUUCACUGCAAACAUGGCUUUCUAGAGAAUGGACAGACCUCUAUGCCUUCAAAAACUACUGUCAUCCAGCUCAACCGUAGGGUUUAUAGCAACACAGUGGCUGGCAACGCACCCUCCUCUGUUCGCCUCAACCAAAAUGAAUGCAGCAACUCUGUCUCAGACUGAACCAUUCCACCCGAAAUCACACCUUGAUGUUCCCGUGACGUCAUAAAGUAAUUUCCCAAAUUAUAAUGUGUAAAAAUCCAUCUGUGAACUGUAACAUUAUGUGAUGACUAACUGUAGCCUAAAUUGUGAUACACGUCUAGCCCAUUAUUAGUCAGUAUUUGCGUGAUCCUAGUUGUUCCUGAAUGUGUGCAACCUUGUUGAUAUAAGUGCAUAGUGCAAAAAGUCACUGGUAGCUUGUGAAUAUGGAUAUUUCAGGAUUAUGUGCAGGUGCAUGACGUGAACGUUUCUUGGUGUGCUUACAAACCAUUAAAGACUUAAGCCACGUUUGAAUGAUACUGUAAGUGUGCAUUAAAGAAAAAAACUGUUUUUAAGACAUUGUGCUCAAGAAUAGUAAAAUCCUGUUUUGUGUUUUCUUUCACCCUUGUUAUUAAUCUCCUCCCCUUGGCUGCUGGGAAUGAAGGAUGGUAAAGUGUAUCAUCAAUCACAUCACAAAUGUCUUGCUUCAAAGUAAUCUGAUGUCAAAGUGGUCCAGUGAUCCGGGACAGUACCUCUAAAAAUGGUUACCAAAGCUGUAAUGGGUUACAGCGUUAAGUGUAGUGCACAGUUGCUCAAAUAACCCCACUGAAAGACCUAAAUAAAGAUGGAUCAGGCUUCCCACACCUUAGUUAACUUCAAGGACCAUUCAAGGACUUUCCAGGUCCAAUACCCUCAAAUUCAAGGACUAAAUGUGGGGACACAUUUCAAGUGAGAGUAUGGUUACAUCGUGUUACCUUUAAAGAUACAUUGUUACAGUUCCCUUCGAGGGAACUCGCGCUGCGUCACUGCGGUGCCACUUUGAGGACGCCUCCAGGGGUAAGUGCGUCUGAAUGUGCAUAUCAAAUUCAACCAAUGGUGAGGCUUAACGACAAAGACAGGGUGACGCGGGAGCCAGGAAGUAUAUCGUUAUCUGAAAUAUUGCCAAAGACUGCAUAACAGAGACGCAAGAAUAUGGCAAUGGAGACGCAACGUCUCGUUCCCUUCUCAGGGAAAAACAGAAAAACCCGAGACGUUUUCAUGUGUCAAACACAACUAUGCAAAAAAAGCAUUUUGGUAUGAAUCAACAUUUGCAUACAGAAGAUAUAAGCAUUUAAAGCGACAGUUUAGCACGUGUGCUUAGAAAGUCUAACAUUUUUGAUAUUAUCCUACACCAGUGGUUCUCAAACUUUUUCAGCAUGCGGCCCCCUUUGUGUAUGGUGCAUUCCUUCGCGGCCUGCCCAAAGAAAAUUUAUGACAAAUUUGUUCUAAAACGUAACAUUUUAAUUAAACAAAACAUAUUAAAUUAUACAAAGUAGUGCUGUUGGUUAAUAGCCUUAUUUUUUUAGGUUUAAUUACACAGAAUUCAUGAUAAAUUAAUGUA
Messenger RNA from Misgurnus anguillicaudatus (oriental weatherfish), 3011 nucleotides. It is a transcript of the gene tmtops2a, whose product is annotated as teleost multiple tissue opsin 2a. Gene Ontology annotation, biological process: G protein-coupled receptor signaling pathway; visual perception. Gene Ontology annotation, cellular component: membrane. Gene Ontology annotation, molecular function: G protein-coupled receptor activity. The record is from RefSeq and is a predicted model, not a curated record. Lineage: Eukaryota; Metazoa; Chordata; Actinopteri; Cypriniformes; Cobitidae.